AUGAGGCUCAGCUGCGUCGCAACUUGGACGGCGCUGAUUUGUCAGGCAUCUCUCAUUUCCAGAAGCGACCAGGCUGAGUCACCUGAAUCAGCUUCUUUGGGCUCGUUGGAUACUCCAGGAGAUGUGUCAUCCUGCCUCUUGCCUCCACAUGGCGGAUCGGGCACACGUGUGUCAGAGGCGCCGCUUGCGCAUCCUGAUGGAGCCGACGCAGCCCAGGGCUCCACUGAUUCACCCGUUAGUGUGCAACAUACAAGCGAGAAGGGCAAGAACCUUUCAAAACACUUUCCGGAAGACUCGGCAGAAGACAUAGUGGAAGCUGCUGGCGCGCAGAUUCCCGCUCUGGCAUCGGCGGGAUCGGCACGGACGGGGCGUGCGCUUCGUGGCAGCGAUAUUUUAUACAGCGAAUCGCGGCCACACUCGUACAGCGACCGACUGACCUCGUCUGCGUCUACAGCAACUCGUGCUGCCACGCCAAUGCCCCGCCCCACGCUUGCUGUUGACUCGAAAUUUGUAUUCGUCCUUCACCGGCAUGGAGCUCGGUCAGCGGCCUCGUACGCGUCCUCGACGCCUCUCUACGGAGAUAUCCAGCGUGAGCAGCUGCUUCCCACUGGAGCGGCGCAGCUUCGCAACUCCGGUUGGGAGCUCAGGCACUACCUGUUGUCGAGCUACAGCCCGUCACGCCGCGACUCCGAUAACGGUAAACGCGGCGACGAAGCGCCGUGGGUAGCCUCGAAGUCUUCGGCAACCCAGUCUGAGGCGAACCGACCUCAGGUGCCCCACGCAGUUGAUCCGGCAAUAAAGGGGUCCUCGGCAGGCCUAAGUGCGGGCAUUCUUGCGUGUCUUGCCUGGGCUGACGUGGUUUCAGACUGCGCGCAAUUGCCUGACGCAUUGGCCAUACUGAUGCGCAUGUUCCCUCCCUCCAGCCUUUUAGUGCGGGCGUCGGCUUAUCCUCGAACCAAAUGGAGCGCUGCGGCUUUUCUAGAAGGUUUUUACGGUCUUCCGCACGGAUUUCUCGUCUCUCCGGAGGACCUUGCGCGCGAAACGGGAACCAAGAGUGGAGAGCCGUGGUGUCUGUCGCGAGAGGUGUGCGCGCAUGAUUCCAGCGCCCAGCCGCAUGCACCUGUCAGCUUUCCUGGUUCGUCAGAGACUCGGGUGCCAGGUUUGGAUGUUUCCACGUUUAGCGGCCCAGGGGGUUGCACGGCCUUGAGCCUGCCCUGCAUUCUGUCGGCUCCCGUUGCGUCCGACGUGUUUCUGAGAGGCGCGAUCAUCUCAGGAGCCCCUGCGGAGCUGUGGAAACUCUACAAUGAGGUCCAGGCAAAGCCCGCGUGGAUCGAGAAGGCCGCUCAAGUGCAGUCCGUCUUGGACACGGUGGCCGAAGUGUAUGGCCCGGAUGCUGUAGGGAGCAUGGGGUGGCUGGCGGGGGAUAUGCUCAUCAGCGAAGAAGCGGUGGGCGAGAAGGUGCCGCUGCGGAAACUGCACGAUUGGCUCGACGGCCAAGGCGCUCAGAGACCGCGCGCCGACAAGGAAGAUGCGGCUGCAGGCGAGGCUGCUGCGCCAGUCACCAGCGAGCCCGCGACUCCAAGCGAGGCGAGCCAUGGCGCGCACGCCUCCACAUAUACGGAAGUCAUCGAGGGUAUUCGGGAAGCGUUCAGAGCAUGCUACGACUUGGUCUACUCCGACGAAAAGAUGCGCACGUACGCGUCUCAGGGAGCACUGCGUUUUCUCAAUGCCAUGCUGCGGGUCAAGACUUACGGCAGAUCGGCAGAUUUUGAGGAGCUCCGCAGGGUCGCGGAAGAAGUCGGCGGCUUCGAGACGCUGUUUCCGACGCAAGCUGCGCCAGGGGGCAGCGACGACGAACCUUUCGAGGCAGGGUGGGAGGCGCAGUUGACGCGUCCCGCGAUACAAGAGGAGCAGAUUCACAAGACAAUCGACGACAUCAAGGUCAUGCUCGCAAGUCUGCACGACCACUCCAUCAUCGCGUUUCUCGCGACGUUGAAGGUGUACGACCACAAUAUUAUCCCUCAUGGCGCGAGAAUGUAUGUAGAGCUUGUACAGAAACAAGCCCCACUGUCCGCCGGUGGGGAAAUGUUGGAAAACGGCCCGGAUGUCCUUGCCCGGCGCUUCGAGCCGUUCACGGAGGACACGGGCGUGGAUUCUCGACGUCGAGAACUGUCGGCUAAUGCGGGCACGGCAGACAAGCAGGCGCCGGCACGGUUCAUGCCGACGCGUGAGAAUCGCUCUCACGAAGGAGCGGAUGGCGAGGAACGCAGUGAAUGGCCGCAUUCAAGUUUUUUCGUAGAAGUUUUGUACGGCACGCCAGAAGUCGCAAUGCGUGCAGUAACUCUGCCUUUCUGUGCCAAGGAUUCGGGACUCCGCGGCACGCUACCCGAGACUAUGUGUCCACUGAGCGUGUGGCUCACGCGGACAUACCAGGCGCUCGGACAAUAA
Molecule: messenger RNA, 2448 nt
Organism: Besnoitia besnoiti
Lineage: Eukaryota; Apicomplexa; Conoidasida; Eucoccidiorida; Sarcocystidae
Product: histidine acid phosphatase superfamily protein
Exons: 1
Coding region: 1-2448 (815 amino acids)
Biological process (GO): dephosphorylation
Molecular function (GO): phosphatase activity
Source: RefSeq, a predicted model, not a curated record